Messenger RNA from Centruroides sculpturatus (bark scorpion), 1565 nucleotides. RefSeq lists its product as uncharacterized. Lineage: Eukaryota; Metazoa; Arthropoda; Arachnida; Scorpiones; Buthidae. The record is from RefSeq and is a predicted model, not a curated record. Bases 217 to 1194 code for a protein of 325 amino acids. The transcript is spliced from 8 exons.
GUCAGAUAUCGUCUGGAGAUAGGGAGAAAUGGACACGCGGAGCGAUGUUCGCCUUGUAACUUUAUAAAUAAUAUGAAAGAAGCGAAAGAAUUAGUAAAUAAGAAAUCAAUUGAAAUAUGUUAAAUCAAAAUAUUCAUUUAUGAAUUUUAAAUUACAUUUUUCUGAUGAUUUUAAUGAUCUUAAUUGCUGAUUAUUUCUUAAGUUAUUGUACUUAUAAUGGCUGAACAAAAAUACAUGUGCCAGGAAUGUGGGUGCAAUUGUGAAAGUUGUGUAAAUAAUAACAGUUUGCACCUCCAUCAAGAAAUUGAAGUAUUAAAACAGCAACUUCUCGAAAGAGAUCAUCAUAUAGUCCAAAUGGAAACUAAUAUGAUGAAUCAUGCUAGACAAUAUCCAAAUGGUGAAUGGGAGGCCUUAAAACAAGAACUUCAAUUUUGGAGUGAAAAAUAUGAUAGAUUAUAUGAUAGUCAUAAAAAAUUACAGAAAGUUAAUCAAGGUCUUGAAGAUAAGUUAUUAAAAAUUGUUGACAGGUUUGAGACUGAAAAAACUACGUUAACUCGAGAACUUGCAGAUCUGACUUCGAAAUUAGCUGGAGCAAGAAUCUGUAUAAAUGAACUAGAGGAGGAGAAUAAUCACUAUAGGAAUGACUGCAAUAUAGCUGUACAGUUGUUGCAAUGUAAGCCAUCUAAUUUUGUUGCACAUAAAUUAAGCUCGUUGCCAAUUGAUCUUCAAGAAAAGGUGAAGAUGCAUAUGAAUCAAACAAACGACACAAAAAAGAAUAACGGACCAGAGUACCGUACGAUUCGCGUUCCCAUACCAACUUUUCCUCCCACCGCAAUGGUUUAUUCCGUAAAUGCAAUACACACCGCAAAAAAUGACGACGAUGCAGUCUCCCAGAACUCCGGAGGAGUGUCGUCCGACUAUGUUUCGGCGGCAAUCAUGGCGAAAGUUUUGGAAGAACGGACGCGUGAAAGAAACGCAAAAAAACUGGACAAGUGCGACGACUGCAAGUGUAACAGACAUCUAACGAACAUGGAAGAACGGUCGACGCAGACGGGUAGUCCGUCCUUCGCAUUAUCGUGCGCCUACGAGGAACAGUUGGCUUACAUACACUCUCCGAACGAAUCUUUCCCGACCGCCGACGGUUACAUUCACACCAAACAGAACGGAACGACUAGCACAGAAACUGUAAUCUAAUCUACGGUCAGUAUUAACAAUACUAUAAAAAAUUAUAUGUUAAAUUUCUAUCAAAUAUGGUUAGAAUUGAGAUUUUUAUGAUAUUUUAUGUAUAUUUGAGAAGUGAUGGAAAAAUUGGUUGGUUGAAAAAUUAAACGUUUCCCUAUUUAAGAAAUGAAUUUACGAACUCCAAACCGAAUAUCCCAUAAGUUUAUUUAGAAAAUGUAUUUUAAUGUGUAUAUAUAUAAUAAUUUAUAUACAUGUACUGUACGUACGCACGAACUCGAAGAAAACCAAAAAAAAAAAAAAAAUUAAGGAAUUAAAUUAUAUUUUACAAGACUUUCCCACAUACUUCAAGUAUUUAUUUACCUUGAAAUAUAAUUUUUUACAUU